AUGCGCUUUAAGGAACUGAUACGUAUUUUCUGUCAAGUUAUUGGCGUCGCCAGUUAUUUGGCAAUCGCAGAUGCAAAUGUAACUAAUACAGAAUUCACACGGAUUGAAAAUGCCGUUUUGGAAGACCUUUAUAAUCAUACGCAGCAAACCACUUCGUUAAAUGCCUUUGCUUCGUGCGCUGUUCUCUGCUCCCAAACCGUCGGUUGUAAGUCAUUUACUUGGAAGAAAGACACAUUCAGCUGUAUUUUGCUUCAAAGAGACAUAAAAAGAAAAUCGGGGGAUCCUCCUAUUCCUUCAGACAUUGCAUUAUACACAAAAUAUUAUCGUAGUUGUGCUGAUUUUGGAUACGAAGAAAUCAAUGACAUCAGUGAAUAUUGUUUCAAAUACAAUGCUGUAAAGAAACCAUACACAGAAGCACAGAACACGUGUCAAUACGAUGGAGGACAUCUUGUACGAAUAUCAACAUCGGCAAAACAUGGAUACAUUCGAUCUUUCAUGAAUCUGAAAUCAAAGGAGGCAAUCCUUAUUGACGGCACUGAUCUAAUUGAUGGAACAUGGCGGCUUUCGGAUGGAAGGUUAAUGUAUCUGAAUUGGUUGCCAGGGGAGCCAAAUAACAAAUAUGAACACUGGUUAAUGAUGAAUGCGUUUGGGCAACAAAACGAUAUAAUGCGUAAUGUUUCGCUGUUUUUUAUUUGCGAACGACAACUCAAUUUAUAGUAUGUAUUUCAACAUAUCUGUAUUACAGAAAAUUGAAUAAAGGAAGAAACAGUUUAUU
Molecule: messenger RNA, 775 nt
Organism: Magallana angulata
Lineage: Eukaryota; Metazoa; Mollusca; Bivalvia; Ostreida; Ostreidae
Product: pulmonary surfactant-associated protein D-like
Exons: 4
Coding region: 1-717 (238 amino acids)
Source: RefSeq, a predicted model, not a curated record